UGUAUACAUAAAUACCAGUCGAAUGCCUUCGAAAGACGGGCAGCCAGUCUCAGAUGUAAUGCCAACACUUCUCGAAAGACGGCUGGCGUUGAUGUUCAACACUCGAGAGGCAAUUCAUACGAUAUUUAUAGACAAGCGAUGGAGAGACCUGGAAGUCGCGUUGGAAUCGCUGACCACAACAGCAAAUACAGCCAUUAUAUGAAUUAUAAGGAAAUACAGCAACAGAUGCAUCACUACCACCAGCAACAGCAGCAAAACGUCAAUCAUUAUUCCGAUUACGAGAUCUAUGUGCCACCCAUUGAUGGCGUUCCCGGCGAUCCCACACCCCGUCCUAUAAUGAGAGGUCAACAACAGCCACAGCAAAGGCACAUCUCCUCACCG
Medioppia subpectinata is the source of this 381-nucleotide messenger RNA. The record is from the annotation of a GenBank genome assembly. Lineage: Eukaryota; Metazoa; Arthropoda; Arachnida; Sarcoptiformes; Oppiidae.